UUCCAGCAAGAUCAUGGGCGCGGAGUCGGAGCAUCCGUUCCUGGAGCCGCUGCAAACCAAGCCGCCGGCCCUCACCUCGCGCCGCCGGUGGCUUCUACGAGCGGCGCCUCUCACAGCUCUCUUUGCGCUCCUUCUCGCAACCUUGCUGCCUCUGUUGCACGUCCACACGAGCCAGGCCCAGGCAACACUGCUAUAUGAAGGCAUAUCACCGAAGGACCCGUCGUCCGUUCUCUCCGUGUCCAUCGUCCUCGGAGGUGUCGACACGGAUGCCAAUGAGCUCGCCACGCUGAUUUAUAUCGACAGUAUCCCUAGUACUGUGGGUACUACUGUCAAUGGGAUCCGCAAGCUGUCGACGACAAUCAACCUGCUUGUUGAUGGCCACGCCAUAGUCUUGGCCCCCGAGACAACCGACCUUUGGUCGCCCAUUCCUCUCAAGCUGCGCCUCAAGUCGGGUUCCGUCGUCAUGUUCCCGCUGGAUCGGUACUCGACCCCACUGUACAUCGCCGCCAAUGGCGCGUCAUCCACGAAUGCAAGCACACAUUCGGAUAAUCUUCCCGUACACCUGUCGGUCUACCAGAAUGCGGACUUCAACUGGCGAUACUCUGUUGCUGCAGCAAGAACCCUUGGUGUGCCAUUCACCACCCGUACACCGCCGCCAGGGCUCGUGACCGUUGAAGCGCACCGUCACCCGAUAAUCUUUAGCUAUAUUGUCGUCCUCUGGCUCGGUAUUUGGGUCGUGUCGGGCUCGCUUUUGUACAUUGCAAGCAUGACGAUGGUUUGGGGUCGACGCCCCGUGGAGAACCCCAUGGUGUACUUUUCGGGCUUGAUUGCCGUCCCAAUCUUUCGCAACACAGCGCCAGGACACCCGCCCUACGGUUGCCUUUUUGAUGUCACGAGCACGUAUUUGGCAUUCGCCGUGAUCCUGGGAAGCAUGCUCCUCGCGUCUGUGCAAUCGCUGCGCCCCAAGCCGUCGCAGUAAAAGGAAAGCAUUGACCUUCCCAUCCCUUUGGAAUUAGAACGUUAUUACUUCUUUACGGCUUAUAUCAGUACUAGUAUACGGGAA
Molecule: messenger RNA, 1063 nt
Organism: Saprolegnia diclina VS20
Lineage: Eukaryota; Oomycota; Saprolegniomycetes; Saprolegniales; Saprolegniaceae
Exons: 10
Coding region: 14-979 (321 amino acids)
Source: RefSeq, a predicted model, not a curated record